Messenger RNA from Bombus pyrosoma, 530 nucleotides. RefSeq lists its product as uncharacterized. The coding region runs from base 20 to 325 and encodes 101 amino acids. The transcript is spliced from 3 exons. Gene Ontology annotation, biological process: sensory perception of taste. NCBI's taxonomy places the organism in Eukaryota, Metazoa, Arthropoda, Insecta, Hymenoptera, Apidae. The record is from RefSeq and is a predicted model, not a curated record. Gene Ontology annotation, cellular component: membrane.
CUGGUACAGACCGUAUGUCAUGCCAGCCGCUUUCUAUUUUAUCAAGUUUUGGAUGAUGAUUUGGGCGUGCGAAACAGCGACGAAUCGAGCGAGAAAAAUGAGGACGACACUUUGGGAUGUUUUCAGUACUACAAACGAUCCAUUCGUGAAACGCGAGGUGGAGCUUUUUUCUCUGCAAAUAAUGCACACGACAAACAUAUUCACGGCAAAGACAUUCGAUAUGAAUUCAUCAUUUUUGGCAAAGAUCGUCGGAGGUAUCGUAAUGUACAUCUUGAUCCUGUUUCAAUUUUUAUUGAACUACGUUGUGUGCACUCUUCAGAUGUAAUGAAAGCGAGAUCUUUGAAGUGACGUGAUUCUGUAGGCGCAUGUGUUCUUUAUUGAUUCUUUGGCUGUCUUCUGUGAGACCAUACGCUGUUUACAUGCGCGGACACCUGUAAUGAUUCUGCAUUCGCUUGGUUAUUUAUAAAUGGUAAAGCGUGUGUAUAAGUGUGAUCACUAAAUGACGGGAUUUAAGCGAGCUCAGUAACUAC